CACACACAGACACUGUAUCACCACUGAACCCUGCAUCCAUCCAGUAGAUCCUGAACCGCAUACAUGUCCCUCUCUCUGCAUACAGGCCAACCCCUCACCAGCAGCUGCACCACCUUCUGCAGACUCCUCGAAGGAUACAGACAGGGCUGCAAUCUUCAAAUGGAAAAGACUGCAUGAUCAGUUGUAUUCCCAGAUCCCCUGCCUCCUUCAUCUGAUGCUUACAGAGCUGGAAUGCUUGUUUGUUCCUUCUCUAGACUGUAAGCGUGAAGACUCAGUAGAGUCGACUUGGACGAUGCCUUCUGAGAUAUGCCUCAGUGUUCAAGAAAUGCUAACUGGUCAAAGGCAUUGCCAAUCAAUAUCCCACAAAGAUGCUGUCUUAUCUGCUCUAAAUCAGCAGAGGAAUGAUGGGAUAUUAUGUGAUGUCACACUUGUUGCAGAAGAUCAGAAGUUCCACGCACACAAGGCCGUUCUGGCCGCAUGCAGUGAUUAUUUCCGUGCUAUGUUUAGCCUCUGUAUGGUUGAGAGUGGAGCAGAUGAGGUCAAUUUACAUGGUGUGACCAGCAUUGGUUUGAAACAAGCCCUGGAUUUUGCUUAUACAGGACAGAUUCUCUUGGAACCAGGGGCAAUCCAGGAUGUCUUGGCAGCUGGGAGCCAUCUUCAGUUGCUUGAGCUGCUGAACCUCUGCUCUCAGUAUCUCAUACAGGAACUAAAUAACUUUAAUUACUUGGACUUGUACAAACUUGCCGACCUGUUUAACCUAACGUUGUUGGAGGCUGCUGUGGUGGACUUUCUUGUAAAACACUUGUCGGAGCUUCUGAAAAGUCACCCUGAAGAAGUCCUUGCACUACCCUUCCGUCUUCUUAGAGAAGUCUUAAAAAGUGACCACUUAACUUCACUUAGCGAAGAACAGAUCUGGCAGCUGGCUGUCAGGUGGCUGGAGCACAAUUGUCGUUAUCAGUACAUGGACGAGCUUCUGCAAUAUGUCCGUUUUGGCCUGAUGGAUACAAACACUCUUCAUACGGUUGCCCUCUGUCAUCCUCUGAUACAAAGCAGUGAAAAAGCAACAGCACUUAUUAACGAAGCCUUGGAAUAUCAUCAAAGCCUCUAUGCACAGCCAGUGUGGCAGACGAUACGGACAAAGCCACGCUUUCAGUCUAACACACUUUACAUUGUUGGAGGAAAAAAGAGGGAGAUCUGCAAAGUUCGGGAGCUUAGAUACUUUAACCCAGUGGAUCAGGACAAUGUCCAUAUUGCAGGCAUAGCCAAUUGGAGCGAAUUGACCCCUAUGCCAGUAGGAAGAAGUCAUCACUGUGUAGCAAUCUUAGGAGACUUUCUAUUUGCAGCAGGUGGAGAAGUUGAACAUGCCACAGGUCGCACUUGUGCGGUGAAAACUGCAUGUCGGUAUGACCCCCGUAGUAAUACAUGGAUAGAAAUUGCACCCAUGAAAAACUGCAGAGAGCAUUUUGUGCUCGGAGCAGUGGACAACUGUCUUUACGCAGUUGGAGGAAGAAAUGAACUUCGACAAGUCCUACCAUCUGUAGAGAGGUACUGUCCCAAGAAAAAUAAGUGGACUUUCGUACAAUCCUUUGACAGGUCUCUUUCAUGUCAUGCAGGAUGUGUUGCUGAUGAUCUUCUUUGGAUAUCAGGUGGAGUGACUAACACAGCACAAUAUCAAAACAGAUUAAUGGUAUAUGAUCCAAGCCAGAAUAAGUGGAUCAGUCGAAGUCCCAUGCUACAGAGAAGAGUUUACCACGCGAUGGCAGCUGUUCAAAGGAAGCUGUAUGUCCUCGGUGGGAAUGAUUUAGAUUAUAACAAUGAUCGCAUAUCGGUGCGGCAUAUAGACUCCUACAGUAUUGACGCUGAUCAGUGGACACGGUGUAACUUCAAUUUACUCACAGGCCAAAAUGAAUCUGGCGUUGCAGUGCAUAAUGGACGGAUUUAUUUAGUGGGUGGCUAUUCUAUUUGGACAAAUGAACCAUUGUCAUGCAUACAGGUGCUUGAUGUUAGCAGAGAAGGCAAGGAGGAAGUAUUUUAUGGACCUACUUUGCCAUUUGCUUCCAAUGGGAUAGCAACAAGUUUUCUUCCGGCGCCAUAUUUCACUUGCCCUAACCUCCAGACUUUGCAGGUUCCUCAUCACAGGAUCGGCUCAGUAUGAAAGCAUAUAACACUGACAAAUAAAACAGAGGGGUUUUUUUUGCAAGAAGUCAGAACCCAACCCUUAAAUGGGUUAAAUUAUUCACAUUCUGUGCUGCUCUCCUUGUGAAAUUGGUGGUCACUUUAUAUAUUUUGGAGCCAUGAGCAUCAAAAAGAGAUUGUAAGUUCUUCAGGGCAGGGAAUAAUUGUGCCUCAUCUAUAUAUAUAUACAGUAUAUAUACACAUACAGUAAUGCAUACCUUGAAAAAUUAUUUCUAUGCCAAAAAGGCUCAUCAAUCAACAAAAAUAUGCAAAUUAAAGGAUUUUCACUAGCUCUGGUCUAAAUUAUUUACAAACCAUUGCUAAAGUAGAGUUUAUAUUAGAAACAAAUCUCAAAAGCAGUCACAUAGUUUCUCUAAAUCUGUUCUAGCACAGCUUCAUUUAUUUCAACUCUAGUACAAUCCUACAAAAUUUUGAGAACAAAAAAUAAGAAUUUUUAAGGGCAAUAUAAUACCAAUGUUUCCAAACAUAUGCAGUUGAAAUGAUGUGUGUGAUUACAAAGGGAAUGUGAAACUAAAAUACCUUUACUCCAUAAUAUAUGUAUAUUUUUUCACAUUAUUCUGUUCUGGGAUAACAAAUGGAAUUUUACAUUCAAAUACAUAUUGAAUAGGAGAACUGUGAUGAAUAAUUGUUAAAACUGUUGCAUUUCCAUCAUAUCAGUCUUUGCUGCUAAUAUGCUACCGAACAGCACGCCUGAGUGCGUAUCAAUGUAAUAAAUACAAUUGCAUACCUAAUGUUCCAUUUUGUUCCAUAAAACACCAAAGGUGUUGCAAAUAAAGGAGCCAUAAUGAAACAAGUUUUGUUUAAGACAUUGAGCACCUCCACUGCAUGUGGAAUAACAUUUUUGGUAUCUUGAUUUAAAGGGCAACCAUUACCGAUACACCUUUAAAAUAAUUGAGUAAUAAAAAAAACUUCAACAUCC
Spea bombifrons (plains spadefoot toad) is the source of this 3115-nucleotide messenger RNA. It is a transcript of the gene KLHL32, whose product is annotated as kelch like family member 32. Gene Ontology annotation, molecular function: protein binding. The record is from RefSeq and is a predicted model, not a curated record. The transcript is spliced from 11 exons. Bases 215 to 2155 code for a protein of 646 amino acids. NCBI's taxonomy places the organism in Eukaryota, Metazoa, Chordata, Amphibia, Anura, Pelobatidae.